Messenger RNA from Fusarium oxysporum Fo47, 1941 nucleotides. RefSeq lists its product as uncharacterized. The transcript is spliced from 8 exons. NCBI's taxonomy places the organism in Eukaryota, Fungi, Ascomycota, Sordariomycetes, Hypocreales, Nectriaceae. The record is from RefSeq and is a predicted model, not a curated record. The coding region runs from base 49 to 1941 and encodes 630 amino acids. Gene Ontology annotation, biological process: regulation of DNA-templated transcription; DNA-templated transcription. Gene Ontology annotation, molecular function: zinc ion binding; DNA-binding transcription factor activity, RNA polymerase II-specific; DNA binding.
AUACGAUCACGCACUCAGAAUCGAAGACUUUGAAUCACGCAUUUGAUCAUGUCUACGACGGCUGUUUACUGUGCCCCACCUAACCCGAGGAAGCGGGCUUCGGUAGCUUGUAACGGAUGCCGGGUCAAGAGAACAAAGUGCGAUGGAAGUCAGCCAAGAUGUAGCGCAUGCUACGAUCGUCAACAGAACUGCGAAUAUACCCAAGCUGAAAGCAAUCGAAAACGGCAUACCAAUGCAUAUAUCAACGCGUUGGAAGCACGUGUCGCAAGCUUGGAGAAGCAACUCGCCCAGCGAAAUGGUGAUGUUGGGACACCAGAUUCUGCCAAGAACAGCAGCAGCUGUGACCAUGAAGAAGUCGCUUUUGUGACUACCACCCAAGCUGCUCAGCCAGCCCUCAACAGCGCCACCAGCGAAGAAGAGAUAGAUGAUCUCGCAAAUGCUCUUGGCUGCUUUACUUUGGGCGAGAUUGGAGAGCUGCGCUAUUUCGGCGCAUCGAGCAACUUUUCCAUCAUCCACAAUCACGCUAUCAAGGUACCAUCCUCGAUCCAAGCUAGGAAUCGGGGCAUAGAAGCCGCAAAUAACAUGCCAGACUUCAUCACACCCUCCGAUGAGCUACGAGAUCACCUACUGGAGAUUUUCUGGCGAUGGCAGAACUCUUGGCAGUAUAUCGUCCCAAGAGAGCUAUUUGUCCGCGACUUAUACGUUGAGAAGAAUGGGCGAUACUGUACACCUUUGCUCAUGGCGGCGAUUCUAGCGAUGUCAUCGCGGUACUCUCCAAGACUGGAGCUUCGAACAGACCCUGAUGACGCCAAUACGGCUGGUGAAGCAUUUGCGGCUCAGGCAAAGACUAUGCUUCAUUACGAGUGUGAAGCGCCCACAACAUCUACGGUUCAAGCAACAGCGCUUUUGGGCCUGUACUGGGCGACUAUCGACAAUGAAGGUCUCGGAUUCAUGUACAUCGUAUCGGAUGAUGAUGUCGAAGCGAGAAACGUUACGUUUUGGGGCGUCUAUGUCCUAGACAAGUUCUACUGCCUUGGCAUGGGCCGGCCUGCGAGUAUCCAAGAGUACAACAUCACAACGACCAAACCGAAAGGACUCGUCCAACACAGCCCGUUGCUAUCUGACUACCAACUCGAGAUAUCAACACCAUUUCCGACAAGUCAUAUUAUGGAGAACUCUAUGUACACUUGUGAGCUUUUGAUCGCUACCUCGGAAGUUAUCGAUCAGCUAUAUGCCCAGAGAUAUGCAUGGACAGACAAAGAAAGAGAGGAUCGAGUUAUGAAAGCUCAUCUACAAGCUGUCGGGCUCUUUGACCGGCUGCCGAAAAGCCUGAAGAUCUCAAGUUCCAGUCUUCAGUGUUCGCCGCCAUACGUCUAUCAGUUCCAACCAUUCUUUCAACUUCUCAACCCUGGCAAGAGCUCUAUUGCCUAUGACCCAGAAGGAGGGGAUAUUCACUCCAAGUCUUGCAGAGAUUCAGCUGUCAGGAUGGCUAGAAUCCUACAGAUCUUCAGGAAGAACUACACGACGCGGUGUAUGCCUGUCUCAGCAGUCCACCCAGCCUUCACUGCAGCAAUCAUCCAUCUUCUUCACAUUAAGUCAACAGGAAAUAACGGCAGAAGUGAGGCAAUGAGAUGCCUUUACAUAUGCGUUAAAUCUCUCUACGAGAUGAAUGUGAACUGGAAUUGGGCUAACCGGUCUAUUCGAGCGAUCUUGUCGCUGGCUAGGGAAUGGGAUAUUGACAUUUGGGCGCAUGGUCUCUCACAAGAGAUCAAUGAAGAGAGUAGGCGACAAUUUGAACGGUAUGAAAUGGACGAUUUGGUGGUUUUCCCUGAUCAGGGUUCGGAGAGUAGCUUUGAGCAUGUUUUUUCGCUGGACGAUAUCUUUGAGUCUUGGACGUACGAUCAGUGUUUUGGGGAGUCAUCUCUGGACUUUUUUGUUUAG